UCGCAAGAAGAUAGCAUUUGGAAUUAGUGGAUGCAUUAUUCCGAUAAAAUUGUUGUGCCUUUAAACUAAAAUUAAUAGUCAUUUGACGUCAUAUUUCAUUGCGUUUGGAAGUGUUCCUGUGAAAUAACACGUGCAUUAUGCAACGCAUAGCUGUCAUUGGUGGCACCGGCAUGACCGGUGAAUGUGUAGUGGAUUACGCGUUGAAAAAGGGAUUAAACGUCCGCCUUUUAUAUCGCAAUGAAAAAACUCUUCCGGAACGUUUUAAGGACAAAGUAGAAUUAGUUAAAGGCGAUGCCUUAAAUUUAGAAGACUGUAAAAAUGUAAUUGAUGGUGUUGACGGCGUUUGCAUAAUUUUAGGAACACGUAAUAAGUUGGAGGCUACCACCGAUUUAUCUAGUGGAACGAAGAAUUUGAUUACAGCCAUGAAAGAAAAAGAUAUUCGCCGUUUCUCCAUUGUUAUGUCGUCAUUUUUAUUCCGUCCACUCACUGAAGUUCCUGGAGUAUUUCAUAAAUUAAACGAGGAGCACAAACGUAUGCUGGAUUUGACAAAGGAGUCCGGUUUAGACUAUGUGGCUAUAUUGCCCCCACAUAUAUCCGAUGAGCCUUCCACUAAUUAUACAGUGCUGCAUGACGACGCACCUGGUCGAGCUAUUUCUAAAUAUGAUUUAGCAAAAUUUGUUGUUGAUUCAUUGGAACAAGAUGAACACAUUUGCAAAGUUUGUGGAGUAGCAAAGAAAAUAGCGCAGUAAAAUUAUACGAACAAAGGCUCUAUCUGUUAGCCGAUAUAAUAACGUAUCUGUUUAAUUAUUCAUUAUUACUCAAACUGCACAAAAGCAAUUAACAUACAUAUAUGUAUGCACAUACGUAUACAUUUACGGUUGUAUAUUUAAAUUAUUUUGGAUUUAUGGUAAAGCGCAGCUAUAUGGAAUUAAAUAAAUUACAUUCAACUUUAAA
Molecule: messenger RNA, 954 nt
Organism: Bactrocera oleae (olive fruit fly)
Lineage: Eukaryota; Metazoa; Arthropoda; Insecta; Diptera; Tephritidae
Product: flavin reductase (NADPH)
Molecular function (GO): riboflavin reductase (NADPH) activity; biliverdin reductase [NAD(P)H] activity
Source: RefSeq, a predicted model, not a curated record